UCUUUUCACACAGGACUCUUUUUAUUUGUGGCUCCCAGUCUGAGCUGAGCGGGCUUCAUGAGAGGGGCUGACGGGUCCGGACAUUCAGAGCAACAAAAAGCUUCCGUGGCUUUAUUUGUAGGCGCUGUGAAAGAGAGAGAAAAAGCUCCUCUGUGGAGCUGGAGAGCAGAGGGAGAAGAUACCUGUCAGCGGGGAUGAUGAGGAAAAGCUGCGAAAUGAUCCUGAGGGAGUCAACUGAUGGGGAGGAAAACUGGACUGGGAUGUGAACACGGACCAUCUUUCUCUGUAUAACAGUGAUUGCCGUCAUCAUGAUGACACCACAGGAGAGCUCCCUCCUCACUCACCUGCUCCUGCUCCUCCAGCUCCUCCUCCCUUUCACCCUGUCCUCCCUGCACCCCCAUCACCCCUCUCCAGUCCACCUUCCCACGCUGGUCCCUCACCCCCCAACGCCUCUCCUUCGCUCCCACUUCAGCUCUCAGACUCAGCUGGACUUCAGCACCCACUGCAACUCCAGCUGCUUCCACAGAGGAGAGGAGGCCGCACAGAGGGAGCAGCUGGAAGACAAGCUGGCCUUUGAGACGCUGUACGCCGACGGAUCUCGCACUCUCACCACCGUGGACGUGGAAGGAGAAGAGGAGUUUGAUGGCUACCCUGUUCAUCCUUCACCAAGGAGGUUGAAGUCCAGACACAGGCGUGUGCGGAGGCAGAUCUACGGAGCAGACGGGCGCUUUAACAUCCAAGGGGACAACUUCUUGUUGGAUUACCCGUUCUCCACAGCGGUGCGGAUCUCCACCGGUUGCACUGGCGUUCUUGUGUCCCAGCAGCACGUCCUUACUGCCGCACACUGCGUGCAUGAUGGGAAAGAUUACGUGAAUGGGGCACGGAAGCUCAGGGUUGGCUUUUUGAUCCCGCCAUCCAUGAAUGGCACAGAAGACGGCCUCACUUCCUCCAAGAAGCCUCUGAUCCGCUGGGUGAGGGUGAGACGUACGCGAGUGCCAAAGGGCUGGAUCCAGGGCCCUCAGGAGGUCAGCAUGGACUUUGAUUAUGCCCUUCUGGAGCUGCGGUGGCCUCACCGACGGCCCUUCAUGCGCCUUUCUGUAGCCCCUUCCUCUGAUGACCUGGCAGGGAAGAGAAUCCACUUCUCUGGAUUUGACAGCGACAGAUCUGGGGAGCUGGUGUACAGAUUCUGUCCUGUAGAGGAAGAGUCGAGCGAUCUGAUUUAUCAGCACUGCGACGCCCGACCUGGAGCCAGCGGGUCAGGGGUGUACGGCAGAGUGUGGGACAACAGCUUAGAGCGCUGGGAGAGGAAGGUGAUUGGUAUUUUCUCUGGACAUCAGUGGUUAGAGAUAGACGGGGAGAACAGGGAUUACAACGUGGCCGUGCGGAUCACUCCUCUCAAGUUUGCUCAGAUCUGUUACUGGGUGCACGGAAACCGACUAGACUGCAUCCACGACUGAGGAGUGGAAAACACGGAGGACAGAAAAGCACAAAUGACUGAAACAUACAUCCAUGCAAACACCUGCCACUGAUCCACCAGAUCUCCUCUCAGACUUAGCUGCCAUCAUUUCUCUCCAGUAUGUCAUUUUCUCUCUCUGCCUGUGAGAUCAUCACUUCACCGUCUUUUAAAGCACUUCAGCCUGCAGUCAGAUUAAUAACAGUCACUGUUUCCACAGUAUUAAUAACAAAAGUUACUUUUACAAGAGGGGGGAAAUAUUUUUCCUCUUGUGUGAGUAACACCAGAUUAUUUUCCAGCUGUGGACUGAUAUUUUGUCUUUGCCUCUGUCCUGCUCUCUUUUUCUGACUUUCAGGGAAAUGCUUUGGUAUUUUUGAAGCUCUUCAAGGAUUGUUGAGUUUAUUCAGAUUUCUAACAUGUCCAUUGGUAGUUCGGUCUUCUCAGUGUGGACUGAAGACACAGGGUGUUAUUUUUAUUGUUUGGACAAAUGCUUGAUAUAUGUAUAUUUUAAUAAACAGAGAUUUAUUCUA
Molecule: messenger RNA, 1983 nt
Organism: Cheilinus undulatus (humphead wrasse)
Lineage: Eukaryota; Metazoa; Chordata; Actinopteri; Labriformes; Labridae
Gene: prss23
Product: serine protease 23
Exons: 2
Coding region: 309-1457 (382 amino acids)
Biological process (GO): proteolysis
Molecular function (GO): serine-type endopeptidase activity
Source: RefSeq, a predicted model, not a curated record